Messenger RNA from Daphnia pulex (common water flea), 2810 nucleotides. Its product is annotated as proton channel OtopLc-like. Gene Ontology annotation, molecular function: proton channel activity. Bases 222 to 2096 code for a protein of 624 amino acids. The record is from RefSeq and is a predicted model, not a curated record. Gene Ontology annotation, biological process: proton transmembrane transport. Lineage: Eukaryota; Metazoa; Arthropoda; Branchiopoda; Diplostraca; Daphniidae. The transcript has 13 exons. Gene Ontology annotation, cellular component: membrane.
CUUUACUGUUGCAAAACGAGGGAAAAAAAUGGGGAAGGACGAACCGACUUGGUAAAAGUGAUAAAGGUCUGAAACCACUCAACUGAUUCAGAUCAGUAGAAGACAUCGACUGGAUCGUAUUUGUGUUUACCGAUUUCAAUCAUCAAUCUUCAUUUUCAACGAGAGUAGCACAAGGCUUCCAGAGCUGUGAGCCGUAAUUUAAUGGCAAAAAGGAAUUCGCAAUGCUCAAUCGAGUGCUUCGAAGAACCGCCGAUGAGUGCUUCGAGGAAAGCAGUUCGCCAUGCUGGGCGUACUAUUACGGAUGCGAAAGACUGCUGAAUUUUGGACCUCAGGGCAUUAUCGUGGGCGAGGACGGCAGCAAGACUGUGGUGAAGGUACCCCAAUCAUCAUCGACAAUCUCGACCAUCUUUCAGGUUGACUUUAAUGAGCGUCGAUGGCCACCGCUGAAUUAUGAGACGAGCGACGAAGAGGAGCUCUCGGCAACAUUUGACUCUCUCGGGCAGGAUGAAUUGGACGUCCAUCAAUUCGAGGCCAUGGCUGGAGCCAGUGCGACCGACGAGAGUUGCCGUUACUCAACGCAGAGUUUCCAAGAUUAUUCUUUCAGGGCUGCUGCUGCUGCCGUCGUUCCAGCGACGUGCUCCCGACAGCGGCCAACCAUCGUGAGGUCAAACACCCCGCCCCCUCUCGGGAAAACCAUUACACCAUUGCGAGGGAACCUUUCGGUCGUGCUCAGCGCUAUCUACUGCAUCUUCUUGGUCACAGUGGGCGUGGUGAUUGGUGUGGCCGAUUUGAUUUUGCCCGACAAAAACAUCGGAGAAAUCUUUAGCAUUUAUCUGCUCAUUCCUGGACUGGUUUGGUAUGUCGUUCUCCAUAUCGAUUUGCGGCGACACACGAACGCUGUCAACGACCAUCAACAACCCGCAUCGUGGACCGAGCCGGAUUACAUGAGUUGCCAUUCUUUGGAUAGCGAAAAAUUCUCUACGACUUCAGCUGUCAACGGCUACACAUUUCGUCGCGGCCGUCACUCGGGCAGCUUCUUUUUGAAAAUAGGAGCUGCAGGAUUUUGUUUCGGACAUUUAAUACACAGCUGCCUGAUGCUCGCCCGGCAAAUACUUCACUUCACCAGCCAAGAUCCCACGAUACAACGCGACUGUGCCGACACGACCGCACUGAUCCUUUAUCUGCUGCUGCCCGUUUACUCAUUUUACCAGCUCUUCAUUCUCUUCAAAUACUCAAACGUGAUGAUUAAUCGAUGGAACGACUUGGCCAGUUUCGCCCUCAUGCACUCGAUGGCUACCAGUCUCUUCUUUUGGUUCUGGAGUGUUCGCAACGAAACGGUCGACAGUCUACACCACCGGCGACUCCUAAAAGAUCAUCAACAGAAACCCGAAAGUGACACCGCCAUUACGACGAUGUCCUACCUAAUGAAUCUGACUGGAGAAGAGUACACCAACAGCAACUCAAACCUGAUGGGGAUGCUGUGGAAUGGCACCGUCCUGAGCGCAAUGCGCUGCGCCGAAGGCAGUGACUUCUCCGCUCUCAUUCUCUCCUUCUCGCCGUAUCUUUAUCCAUUUAGCAUCGAGUACAGCAUUUUAGUAGCUGGAAUUUGGUUCAUAAUGUGGCAAAAUGUUGGCAAAGUGGACGAUACUUACAGAUCGGGCGACGGUAGCAGGUCGACCUCUCCGAGUCGUAACAACCAUUACGACCAUCAACUGCUACUACGUAAUCAUCUGGUUAUUCACGCUGAUUGCUCUUCGGCCAACCGAGGCUUGUUUGCUGGACUGGUGGUCAUGGUCGCCACCGCCGUCAGCAUUAUCGUUUUCUUCCUAGCCUUUAGCGAUCGCCGUUACGUGCCCACCGGCAUAUGGAUCGGUCUUGUCUCAGAGUCAACGCUGCUUAUUCUAAUGAUUUGCGCCGCUGGCUUGGCGUGCCGCCAACUCGCCGUAUUGGACAUCAACGCCAAUCCUGUCUCCCAGCUCGACGACUUGCUCCUCUUCAUUUGCAUUCCUUCCUUCUUCCUUUAUGGCAUUUUCAGUAUCGUCCCCGCUAUGGCCUAUUCCACUACAUGGCACUUUUCGUCGCCAUCCUCUAGGUGAUUCAAGUCAUCCUGCAAACGCCCACAAUCAUCGACGGCCUGCGCCGCUGCAGCCGCAGUGUCGAAAUGCAGGCGUCUAGACCGGGACGAGAAGUCAUCACCUUCCUCAUCGUUUGCAAUUUGUCCAUGUGGUUUAUGGAAACGCUGGAAAUCAAAUCCUACGAGACCAAUAUGGACCGCAUCCAUUUUUACGGUGAGUGGCUGGUUAUUGGAGCCAAAUGGACGCAUUCAUCUCGACUCAAUAUUGACAUGAAUUUUUACGACACGCGAUCAGGGCACCCACUUUACUUUGGACGCUGCUCAGUCACGUCACUCUGCCAUUGACACUGUUUUAUCGCUUUCACUCGGCUUCGUGCCUGGUCGACAUCUGGAAAUCUGCCUACGAAGCACCAGAACAGUGAGAAGGACUUGGGGUCCUACUAUACGUGAAACAAAUUUCAAGUGUAAUUCUGUUUCGCUCGCGAUUUUUAGCGAUGAUGAGGCGGUCCCUCAACUAGGCCCUCCCGUGUACACAAUACCCACCGUUCUCCAUACAGUAUUGUAUUUUUUGAAAAAAAAUGUAAAGGAGAGAUGUAUGGAAAAAGGAAUGAUGGAUAUGAGCCAGCAGAAAUAUAUCGGCGCGUCAUGGUACUCGUUCCAAAUGCUUCCAACGUACAAAACACACACACAAAUAAAAAUAUUAUCUAGAAAUAAUAAUAAAAAAAGGCUCAACAUU